CCGGAGCGCGGCGGGGCGGCGGCUCGGCCCUGGGCAGCGCGGGGCAGCGCCGGCCGGGCCGAGGAGCGAGCUCUCCCUUCUCCAGCUCGCAGCCCUACUAACCAAGGUUUCAUUGAACUGCACCAGACCUCUCAUCUGGGGACCCUGCCCCUGCCCUUCCCGCUGCACGUUGGAUUUGGGAAUUUCCCUCAUGAAGAUGUAUAAGCUUCAGUUCUGAACCAUAGGAUAAUUUAAGGAGUAAUCAAAUUGACACUCAGGAAAUGCUUGUCUCCUGCUGUUGAUGAAUAAUUUCAGAGUACUAUGGAUCAUGCUGAAGAAAAUGAAAUCCUUGCAGCAAGCCAGAGGUACUAUGUGGAAAGGCCUAUCUUCAGCCAUCUGGUCCUCCAGGAAAGACUUCACAAGAAGGACAAGAUUUCAGAUUCCAUCGGGGAUAAGCUGAAACAGGCAUUCACAUGUACUCCUAAGAAGAUACGAAAUAUCAUUUAUAUGUUCCUGCCCAUAACUAAAUGGUUGCCCGCGUACAAAUUCAAAGAGUAUGUGUUGGGUGACUUGGUCUCAGGCAUAAGCACAGGGGUACUUCAGCUUCCUCAAGGGUUAGCCUUUGCAAUGCUGGCUGCCGUGCCUCCGGUGUUUGGCCUGUACUCUUCAUUUUAUCCUGUUAUCAUGUAUUGUUUUUUUGGAACCUCCAGACAUGUAUCCAUAGGUCCAUUCGCUGUUAUUAGCCUGAUGAUUGGUGGUGUGGCUGUUCGAUUAGUACCAGAUGAUAUAGUUAUUCCAGGAGGGGUAAAUGCAACCAAUGGUACGGAAGCAAGAGAUGCCUUGAGAGUGAAAGUCGCCAUGUCCGUGACCUUACUUUCAGGAAUCAUCCAGUUUUGCCUAGGUGUCUGUAGGUUUGGAUUUGUGGCCAUAUAUCUUACGGAACCCCUGGUCCGUGGGUUUACCACCGCGGCUGCUGUGCACGUCUUCACCUCCAUGUUAAAAUACCUGUUUGGAGUUAAAACAAAGCGGUACAGUGGGAUCUUUUCAGUGGUGUAUAGUACAGUUGCUGUGUUGCAGAAUGUUAAAAACCUCAACGUGUGUUCCCUAGGCGUCGGGCUGAUGGUUUUUGGUUUGCUGUUGGGUGGCAAGGAGUUUAAUGAGAGAUUUAAGGAGAAAUUACCGGCACCUAUUCCUUUAGAGUUCUUUGCGGUGGUGAUGGGAACUGGCAUUUCAGCUGGGUUUAACUUGCAAGAAUCGUACAAUGUGGAUGUCGUCGGGACACUUCCUCUGGGGCUACUACCUCCAGCCAACCCGGACACCAGCCUCUUCCACCUCGUGUACGUGGAUGCCAUCGCCAUAGCCAUUGUUGGAUUUUCAGUGACCAUCUCAAUGGCCAAGACCUUGGCAAAUAAACAUGGCUACCAGGUGGAUGGCAAUCAGGAGCUCAUUGCCCUGGGACUGUGCAAUUCCAUUGGCUCACUCUUCCAGACUUUCUCAAUUUCAUGCUCCUUAUCUCGAAGCCUUGUUCAAGAGGGGACUGGAGGGAAGACACAGCUUGCAGGUUGUUUGGCCUCACUAAUGAUUCUGCUGGUCAUAUUAGCCACCGGGUUCCUCUUCGAAUCAUUGCCCCAGGCUGUGCUGUCGGCCAUUGUGAUUGUCAACCUGAAAGGAAUGUUCAUGCAAUUCUCAGAUCUCCCCUUUUUCUGGAGAACGAGCAAAAUAGAACUGACCAUUUGGCUGACCACUUUUGUUUCCUCCUUGUUCCUGGGAUUGGACUAUGGUUUGAUCACAGCUGUGAUCAUCGCUCUGCUGACUGUGAUUUACAGAACCCAGAGUCCCAGCUACAAAGUGCUUGGACAGCUUCCUGACACUGACGUGUAUAUUGAUAUAGAUGCAUAUGAGGAGGUGAAAGAAAUUCCUGGAAUAAAAAUUUUCCAAAUCAAUGCCCCAAUUUAUUAUGCAAAUAGCGACUUAUAUAGCAAUGCUUUAAAAAGAAAGACUGGCGUGAACCCAGCACUCAUAAUGGGAGCAAGAAGAAAGGCCAUGAAGAAGUAUGCUAAGGAAGUUGGAAAUGCAAAUAUGGCCAAUGCAACUGCUGUCAAAGUGGAUGCAGAAGUCGAUGGAGAAGAUGCCACGAAGCCUGAAGAAGAGGAUGACGAAGUAAAAUACCCCCCAAUAGUCAUCAAGAGCACAUUUCCUGAAGAAAUGCAAAGAUUUAUGCCCCCAGGGGAUAACAUCCACACCAUCAUUCUGGAUUUUACACAAGUCAAUUUUAUUGACUCUGUUGGUGUAAAAACUCUGGCCGGGAUUGUAAAAGAAUAUGGAGAUGUCGGUAUUUAUGUGUAUUUAGCAGGAUGCAGCGCACAAGUUGUGAAUGACCUCACUCAAAAUCGAUUCUUUGAAAAUCCUGCCUUGAAGGAGCUGCUGUUCUACAGCAUUCAUGAUGCAGUUUUAGGCAGCCAGCUUCGGGAGGCGCUUGCCGAGCAAGAAGCCACCGCUGCCCCUCCGCAGGAGGACUCAGAACCCAACGCCACUCCAGAAGCUUAGAGGAGGAACCCAGCUGGGAUGGGGUACGAGCCUCUGGGAAAUUACUCACUUACCCAUUUUAAGUACUAGACACUAGACGUCCCCCCGCUAAGGGUAAAUGCUAGUAGUCAAGGCUUGAUUUGGAGGGUGAAUGACGCACAUAGCAAGAUAUAUCUUACUUGUGGGGUUUUUUUUAAUUGAAUUAUUUCAAAGAUAAAUUGUCCCUCUUGCCUGCAUUUACUGUGCAGUGACAUUCCUGUUACCCUUUAGUGUUACCUUUAUAAGCCGAGCGUUCCAGAAGUUAUUUCCUUUAAGUGCUUUACAUACCAAUCAUAUAUGCUUUCACCAGAUGGGUAGCAUCCUUACUUUGGUACUUGCUGGUGUACAGACUUUCUGUAAUCAGAGCUAACUAACAGAAGGGGCACACCCUCAGUUUUCUAGAAGUUCUUUAAAAAUAACCUUUUAUUACUGAAGAAGCAUUAUGAGUGCAAUAAAAAAGAAUAGAAAAAAUAAACAAAAGAAAAUAAAAACAUUAUAUUGCUACCAUUCAAAGAUUAUCACUAACACCUUAAGGCAUAUCCUUCCAGAUCUUUUUCUGUGCAUAUAUACUUACAUUUUUUAACCAGAGUAAGAUCAUAUUCUACAUAGUGCUCUGUAAGUCAUUUUUCAGUCAACAAUCCUUGUUUCCUCAUCUGGAAUACUUUUACCUCAGAUCAUAUUCAGGUUUCCCCAGUUGUCCUCAAAUUUAUACUUGGUCUGUCCAGACUAGUAUCCAUUCUGUGACCUACCACUACAAGUGGUCAUGUCCCUUCAAGUCCCUUAAGUCUAUCUUAAUCCAGUACAGUCCCUUUUAUGACAUUGAGUUGUUGAAGAGAGACUGGGGCAGUUGUCCUGUAGAAUCCCCAUUUUGUUCUUUCAAGGUGUUAUAUCGCUUGUCCCUUUAUUUCCUGAAUUACCUGUAAUCUAAGAGUUUUAUCUAAAAUCUUCAUGGAUUUGAAUAAAACAUUUUUUUUUUUUUGCUGGAAUAUAUCCUAGAUGAGACACAUGCUUUAAAUCUCAUCACAUCAGAAAACACAUAAUAUCUAGUUGCCUACCACUAAAUGAUGCUGAUAGCCUCAUCCCCCACCUACGUUUUCUCCAUUGUGACUUGUGAGUUUUCUAUCUGGUUUUCCUUUGGCAUUGAAUGAAUGCCCAGUUCCCAUUAGCCAUUCAGCCAGGGGUUUUAACAGUGAUAAUCCUUGCCUAAAUCAAUAAUUUUAUUAAGGCUUGAGAUUUUUUUUUUCCAUUUCUCUCAUUUCUUCAGCAUUUAUUAGUUGGUGUUUCUUUGUAAACUACAGCUAUCCCUCCUCAACCUGAGCUAUUUGGUCAUCCUUAAAUACAAUCCUUUCUUACUGGAAAGGCAGGUUAAAUGCUUUAUUUUUUCCAUUUAAUUAUCAACUUCAAAGUAAGGAGUUGGUUUAACAGGCAAUGACAUAGUAGACUCUUUUACAUUUCUCUUUUUUUCGGUGUAAUCAUAGGCUCAUGUAUUUUUACAGUUUUAAUGUUCCUCAGUCCAUUAUAAUUCUUUUUGGGGCUCAUUUGUCACUACUGUGACCAGUAGGCGCCCCUAGAACUUCUGUUGCUGCUAAUAGUAAAGUAACCUUAAAGACCAUGUAUUUAAGAAAGCUAAUUUCUUGGUAUAACUUAGUAUCUUCCUUGGAAGUCCAUAAUAGUUAUCAGUUAAUUCUUAUCAGACCCAGGGGGGGUAAGCCUAUGAAUGAGUAAAAUGCCUAUUUCAGGCACUCUUCAUAGUUGUUCAAGUGGGGGGAGAACUUUAAGCCAAUUCAUCAUCAAAAAGGUCUUGCUCUUGUAGUUCUAAGUACUACCUCACUCCAAAUCAAAGCACAAGUAUUAGCCAACCUGCCUAAAGCCUCCUCUGCCGAGAUUUCCUGCUAACAGUCUGUUUUUCAAGUAUGUUUUCUUACUGACUUCUUUUUAGUUUUCAUAAAGAAAACACUGCCAGGAGAAAAGUGGGCAGAUCCCAGGAAAGAGUCGUGUUAGCAUGGGUCUAACUCCAACCAAACCCUAUGGUUUGUUUGCUUUAACUCUCAGAUUUUGCAGUGACUUUACUAAUUUACUAAUUCAAUGCAGUCAUUGCAUUGACUUUAGCACCUGUCUUCAUCAAAUGCUUUACAUAAAUUCACAUCCUAGCUGUUGAUAGAUUGAAAGUAGGGUACAAAAAAUAGUAUUUAUCUGUAUUUACAGAUUUGUAUUUAACUUUUCUGUUCCUUAAUUUUCAACCAAUUUUGAAUAGAUUUUUACCAUGUACAUAAAAAGCACUGAAGUCUUAAGGAAAGUUUUUUGUUUGUUUGUUUCAGUGAGCCUCUGAGGAUGUAAGAAUGCAUUUCAAAAUGUUUUAUCUAUAUGUAAAUAUGUUGGAAUGUUUUACUUAAAAUCAUUUAAUAUAGUAGAAAAUUUCCUGACCUUUUUUACUUUAAGUUUGCCUCUUUGUUCUUCUUUCUGGAGCUCAAUAGCCAGUAGCAUGUGCUUCCUAUGUGUCUCAAACCCUGGUUCAAAUUCAGUCUCACUGCCCUGUCAAAAUGAGCAUAAUCCACAAUGAUAGAUCUAGGGACUUGGUUGGUCUUAUUUUAUGGCAAUAUGGGAGAGCCCUGUCUUCAGGAAGGUCCCAUAUAGAGAAGUUGUCUUUCUAAAAUCCUACAUGAUAGGAUAGUGGUUGAUUUCUGCCUCGUGGAUGGAUGGAAUAUGUAAAGAAUUGUGAACCAGGGCCCAGAAAAUUAAUUCAUGUCAUAGAUAUGGACUCUGUAUAAUGGCAGCUUAUAGUGGGAUCCCAUUUGCCAGUCCCAUCUGCAGUGGGACUCAGAGAAACAAGGAUAUGAAUCCUCUGCAAGCCCUGGGAGUUCACUUUAUAGCUUUCAGGUAACCCCUAACACCCCUAUAGUUUUCAGGUAACUCCGUGUGGUUUGAUCCUGUAUUCUUACCUAUUUAACAGAGAAAGGAGGUACCUGCCUCCAAAGGUACAUUUUGAGAAAAUGAGUCUUCCCUGGUGUGUGCGUGGAGUGGGUAACAAACCCAAAGAAUCUGCCCUGGAAUGGGUAGGUGUUUUUCUGUUUUGGGGGAUGUGGGGAUGGGGUGGUGUAUGCCCUUGCGGAGGCUGAGGGAGAGGGAAGGGAGUAUGUAAUGUGGUAGGGAAGGCUUGAUCUGUUAUGUCUGCCCCUUUAAAGAUAGUAAUCAACUUAAAAUUAUCAGAUCACACAAAACUUCCUUGGUGUGAGCCUGUGCGCUUUGAGUGUAAAAAAUGCUGUUGGUCCUUUUUAGUGUACCUUUCAGGAAUGCUUUUAGGAGUCCAUAUAUUUAGAUUUGUGAUAAUAUGGUUUGAGUGUAGGUAAAAGUUGGGUUGAGAAGUGACAGAAGUACCUACCUUAAUUCUCCAAAUAGCCAGCCAAAAUGCAUGGGAGGGUUUUGAAACCGCUCAAAUCCCAACAACAGAAUGUUCAAGAGCUUAGCAUUGUAGCAGGUAACCUGCCUGCUUAUGGACUUGGAUUUAAUGAAGCCUGAGCAUCUCAAAAAUUUAUCUGCCUUUGAAAAAAAAGGCACACCAGGCUCCUCAUUUCACUUUAUGUAACAGAUGAACCUGAGCUUUGUGGAAAUUACAUUUUUACAAAUCCAUCACAUUUUUACAGUGUUUUUUAAAAGUAUUUUCUAAAGAGCACUACAGCAUUUUUCUAGAGUAAUCAACUCUUUGUGUUUUAUCAGCACUGAUUUAUGUAUGACAUACACGUGUGCCCAUACACACGCAUAUACACAUGUAUACAUACACACACGUAUUUUAGGUGGGGGGGGGGUUACCAGCGAGUGUGUAUUUUAUCUUUUAAAAUGGGAUACAAAGAUGUUAAUCUAGAUACGGUUGGGCAGAAACACCCAAAUUUUUCAAAUAAUUGUCGGUUUGAUGUGUGGUCAGUUAGAUUUUCAGCAUGUAACUGAGAUGUCAAGAUUCUCCAGAGUCUAGAAUAUGUUAGGCCUGAGGGAGCUCAAGACAUCCUCCAGUGUGAGUUAUCUCAAAUUGGUGCAUGGAAGUAUGGGGCUACGUGAAAACAUGGUAAGACUUCAAACAGCGUGAUCUAAAUGCUUGUUCCUCAAAAUAUUACAAAAACGUACAUCUUCAGUUAUUUACCUGAGUAUUUUAUUAUAUGCAUAACACCUAGAAAGGGUUCAUCCUAUUUCAUACCUCACGAGAGACCAGGGCAGGCUUGGAAAAAUUUUUCUGAUCAACUUCGCAAAAAAGAAAAAUGGAAGACAGAAAAGAAUGCUGGUUGGAUUUUAUGAACGAAGAGCUUUCAUUUUUCUCUUUGAAAAUGUUCAUAUUUUAAAUACUUCAACUCAAUACUCAAAGCAUUAUGUUGUCGACUUUUUCUUUGAAUUAAAAUGUAUCCAGCUCUUGCUAUUUUGCAUUACUCAUGAACAUUGAACUGCAAUAAAAACAGUCUUUAUGGUG
Messenger RNA from Felis catus (domestic cat), 6997 nucleotides. It is a transcript of the gene SLC26A5, whose product is annotated as solute carrier family 26 member 5. Gene Ontology annotation, cellular component: membrane. Gene Ontology annotation, biological process: transmembrane transport. The record is from RefSeq and is a predicted model, not a curated record. Lineage: Eukaryota; Metazoa; Chordata; Mammalia; Carnivora; Felidae. The transcript is spliced from 21 exons. Gene Ontology annotation, molecular function: secondary active sulfate transmembrane transporter activity; chloride transmembrane transporter activity; bicarbonate transmembrane transporter activity. Bases 301 to 2526 code for a protein of 741 amino acids.